ACAUGACCCAAAUAAUAGAAUAGUGUCAUAGGGGAUCAUAUACUACCACGUACCUGCGAAGAAGAGAAGACAAAUACCAGGUUUUAGGGGUCUUUUAAGGACAGAUCAUCAUACAAGAUGAGUCAUAUUGUUUCAUGUUGAGUACACGAACUUUGACCCACCCUUUCCACGACACGAAGACACAAAGAAAAGAAAAUCUACAAAGUCAAAAGAUCAACGUUAUGGAACAAAACGGUAACCAGAAUUUACCACCAGUAACGUUUUGUCGGACAGGAUGUGGUUUCUAUGGUAACCCAGCAUUUGAUGGCUUGUGUUCAAAGUGUUAUAAAGAUGCAUUAAAAAGAAAGAACAAUUCCUCUUCUCCAGUCAGUGGUAGAUUAAGCCCAGUCUCGCCAGGUGAGAAGGAGUCGUCAGUGAGCAGCGUAACCUCGACGCUGGCACAUGCAAGUCUAGGUACCAGUACAGAGUGUAGCAGUGCAAGUUCCAUCAGUUCUACCAUCGUGCCAAGCGGUACAUACGUUAGUGAAGUAGUAACGAGUACCACCCCGAGUGUGGAAACCGCCACUCCUACCGUGUCUAUACCUAGCAGUACAAGUCAGACUAAAGUGGAGCCGGAAAAGGAGGAAGGAGCUGUCGGUGGUGCUGAGGUAGGAACUGAUUCCAGCUCCCAAUCGGAUGACGACAAGGAUAAAAAGCCUAAAAAGAAUCGCUGUCAUACCUGUAAAAAGAAGGUUGGACUUACAGGAUUUCCCUGUCGCUGUGGAGGCCUGUACUGUAGUAUACAUAGAUAUUCUGAUAAACACGAAUGUAAAUUUAACUACAAGGAAAUGGCGCAGGAGCACAUUCGUAAACACAAUCCAGUGAUCGUGGCCGAAAAAAUACAAAAAAUUUAAUGCAAACUUAUAUAAUGGAUUCAUGUUUUAAAAAAGAAAGAAAAAAACUUAUUAUAUUAUUGAUACCUAUAUAUGUAAUGCUAUAUAUAGAUAUCUUAUAAUGAGAAUCGACAAUGGUUUAUGUCUCAGUUGGUAAGAAUAAAGUUUACUGGGAUAAUUCACAUGGCAUGAUUUGGUAAAAUAAGAAAAUGUUGAAAUAAAUAUUUUAGUUAUAAAUGGUGGUGGAAAUAUAAAAACAGGACAAGUUUUCAUUUUGAAAGUCGAAUAUGUGAUUUUCAUUUCAAAAUGCAAGCGGUCUAUAUAUGAUUGAUAACCAGUGUAUAUUAACAAGAGUAAAAAAUACACAUUUGGGGAAUGAAUAUGAUUCUUUCUGGAGUGAAAAAUAGCCAGUAAAAUGUAAAAAAUGUAAAUGGGAAACUUAGAACUAUGCUAGUAGUAGUGAAGUUAACAGAUAUAUUUCUGAUAAACAUUUACAAGAUGAAAGUCUUCCUUUCCAAUUGUCUGACAGUUUCUAUUUCAAGAAAAAAGAAUUGUCUUGAGGCUAAGUGAAACUGUUUUAUAAAAAAUCUUAAUCUAUUAAACCAUUUAUUUUUUGGAAGAAAAAAAAAUAUGAAAAUCUUGUAAAAAUCUUGAUGAAAAUGUGUUUUAUCAAUGAGAUGCCAUUAGUGUUAUAUGCCAGUAAACAUUGUUGUUGGUAACUAGCAGAGGUCAUUGUCAACAAUAUAUCAUUAUGAUGUUGUUAGGCGAAAAUAGAGGUGUUAUCAUGUGUUAAAAUGUGAGAGAGGUUUGAACUCCCUCAUUGUGAUAUAGGGUGUGUAGAGGUCGCCAAUAUAUAUAAUAUCGCGGAAAAUGGAGUAUCAGGGACGAGGAAUUCGGCAGAAAAAGGACCACUCGACUGUACUGUGUGUUAUAACAUAGACCAGAGACAAUGAGUGGUGUGGGCAGUGGCUUCAUCUAGCCAGCGAUCUUUUGGCUUACCAAAAAACUUACUUCAGCUUCGACUUGGAAUGUAUCUGUACUCUGUACAGUUAUUGUGAGUGGUUCUACCCAGUAAUAUUUUAGACUAGAGUUGGGUAGAACAGAAAAGUUUCGAAACUGGAACAUUUUUACUUGGUACUCAAGUGCAUUUGGAGAUGGAGGGUGUAUUUGAUUCCUCAGGGCGGUCACACUGGCAGAAUGAUAAAGGGUUAAAUCCUUCAACACCAGGAAUCGUACAGGACAACUGCGACAUUUUGUCCAGCAUACUGUAUAAAAGUAUUUCAAUAAUUUUUAUGGAUUAUGAAUAUAACGAUUCAGAUUUUAUUAAUACAAUAGUUUAAGAAGUUGCAAAAGGAUUUUUUUGUUAUGUUUGCUCUGUGAUUUUCACUGCAUUGUGAGUUUAAUUUUUUUUGUCAUUUCCACUUUUUUUUUUCUCUCUCUCUCUGAUUGGAGAUUUUCUCGGUUUGCUAUAUCUAGAAAUCAUCCAGCACAAUUUCAUCAAUCACAAGUUAUGUAGUCAAAUUAUUGAAUUGAUUGUCAAUGUUAACUGAUGAAAUCUGUUAGCCUCUGUGUAAACAUGUUUAUUUUUGGGCUUUUAUUCUCAGAAGCUUUCUGUUUUAGGGAGCUUUUCUUUGUUUUAUUCAUCUUUUUUUUUUUUUCGAAUGAAGUGUUGAUUGAGAAUUAUAAAAAAAAUCUCUUAAGAGUUACAAUUUGAAUACAUAUUUCAUUUUAGGAAAAGUUGAAACUAAAAAUUUGAUCGAGUCCCGUUGAAAAAGCACCAGUUUAGGACUUCCAAUACCAGAGUCCCAAAAAUCAUAGAUUGAUCAUAUUUCUUAUGAAGUAAGAUGUAGCUUUUACUUAGGCAAUUAUGAUAUGAUUUCUAAUCUGUCUUUUAUGUAAGAAAAUGUUGGGAUUUUUCAUUGCACAUGUCCAACAUGACGAGCGGGUUUGACAGUAAUUGUAAUUAUUAAAUUGAGCAAUUCUGACACUAGACUAGACCUUAUUUCAGAUUUUCACAGAUUAUUCAUGCAUUUGUUUUGUUGUAACUUCCACAACGCCAAUUGUGUGUUUAUUUUUUACAGAGCUUAUAAAAGUUGAGCAAAACAUGCGAGAUUAAAUCUCGGUGAAUUUUGUAAAGGAAAAUAGUUACUGCAAUGCUGGUACAUGUAUUUGUAAUACAUUGACUGUAUGGUACAUGUCUCCAACAGCAGUAGUAUGGCUUUGAAUGAAGAUAAUAUAAGUUUAAUCCAUUGUUUUGUGAGAAAUUGAUUAAUUUGUCUACAUUGGGGAGUGAUAUGACAUUUGACAUGUAGUUUAUUAAACACUAGUUUUGGGCUCCAUGGUAUAGUGUACAAAGCUAUCGCCAGACCACAAUUUCAUCAACUUUCCAUAGGGCUAUUCCAGUCAAACCUCUAUCCCACCUCAGGACUCCAGGGGCCUGUUCGUUUAUUCGGACAAACCGGUCGUCAGUUUUUAUAUGUAAUAUUUCAAACAUAUAUCUUGACGGACCUUCAAAUGUUAAUACAGGCCUUGGAAGUCUUUGUCAAGGCUCGUCUGAAAACAGUAUAAAAUCAGCAGGUCCCGUCUUUAAUUUCAUUAACAAACAACACUGGUCCAAGUGGUCUAAUCGUUUGGAUUGCAAAAACGAAAACGGCCCUAGUUUUGUUAAGUUGUACCACCCAUAGAAUUUAUUUGGUAAAUUACAUAGUGGUAAAAGGAAGGAAAUCCAACCAUGAAUAGAAGUGAUUUAUUUUGGGAGUCCUAGGGUCAGGUAGAUAUUUUAAUGGAAUAGUCCUUUAAUUCAGGAGAUUUCUUAUCUUAUAAUUCCAUAGUGAUAAUUUAUUGGAAAAAUACAAUAAUAUUCCUUUGUUCUGUACGGCAAGUAUACAUAACAUUGAUUGAAAUGGGACCUGCUAUUAAUAGCUGUCCACACGCAUACAAAUACUUCAUAUUCUUUUAAACAAAUUUUUGAUAUCCAAAAUUCAUUCCAGACAGGGAACUAUCUUCGCUGUAGCUAAGGAUUAUGAUCCACCUACUAACUAAUGCAUCUGCCUUCUGAUAAUUUACCAUUAGGUUUGCAGUUGACCCAUUUUGACAUACAUGACAAUUGCUGCUCAUGUUAGACAAUACAAAACUAAACACUUCGUCUAGAUUUCAACACUUCAAAGUCUUGACAAUUCCUAGGACCAAAUAGUGUUUAAUUUCAUUUCAGCAUAUACUGAUCUAAUGCUGAAUUAAUGUAAAAUGUGAUAAUGACUUAGGAGAACAUUUAACACUAGCCCUCCACCUCUGGGUUGCGAGUUCGAAACCUACGUAGGGCAGUUGCCAGGUACUGAACGUAGGCCGGUGGUUUUUCUCCAGGUACUCCGGCUUUCCUCCACCAUUAAAACCUGGCAUGUCCUUAAAUGACCCUGGCUGUUAAUAGGACGUUAAACAAAAACAAACCAAACCAAAUUCAACACCGAGAGAUUGAUCAUGUACAGCCCGUAGUUCUCAAAUGCUAGUGUCUAUAAACUACUCCAGUAAAUGUUACAUAUCACCCCUAAAGCUUGUGUAUUGGUAUAGUCUAUUGGCUAUCACUCGUUUUUAUUUUAUGUUUGUUGAAAACCAGACUGAUUACAGUGAUUCAUCAGUUUAUUUUAUGAAAGGAACAUAAACACGCAUACAAAAUCAUAAUUUUCUUUUUUUUUGAUAAAUUGUUGCGAUGUAGAACUAAAUGUUACUGGUAUGAAUGGAUGAUUUCUGUAAUUAAACAUUUGAAAUUGACAGGUAUUUUAUGAAUCUGUUGGAAAAAUGAACUUGAUUUGACAAAAGACGACUUUGACUGAUAACAUCUGAAAUUCACUGAGUUGAUUUUUAUCUGAAACCAUUAAAACGUACAUUUCAUUUUUGUCUAAUCUGUAUUAACAUGAUUAUAAGACACUUCAAAUAUGUUAGCGGCACUGAAAUUAUUUUAAGAAUGCAAAAAUGACCAUGAUAUGAGAUGAAUGUCAUGGCCAUACGCUUUUCAAUAUUUAUUCUGAGUUUCUGUCUGUGCGACAGUUUUGCUUUCAUAACAUAAUAUAAUGUAUUAUAUUAUUUUAACUAUUUCUAAGGAUAAUGCAUUUUCUUUUGAAAUGUAUAUAUAUACUAGCAUGCAGUGGUAUUUUAUUCCUUACACUACAUAUAUAUGUCUUUUUGCCUCUUCGAGAAAUAAUUUGUACAGAUAAAUAUCUUGGUAUUUAGAUUUUAUUUUUGGAGAAAAUGAGAAGAAUGGUGUGAGGAUAUGUAUGUAUUUUGUGUGAUUAUGUGUGAAAUAUAGAGACCAGUUAUCUUUCUGCUUUUAAUUUAAAACUUUUAGAAAAGUACCACUUAUCAUUUACCAAAAGUCACUAGUUAUCUAGAUUGUUUGUAUACAAUUCCAACAAUUCAAUGUAGCCAUGGUAAAUAUUUCUUAGUGGAAGACCUGAGAAAGCAAAAGAGCCCAAAAAUGUGGUCAGUGUUAUAAGAAAGCAUGGGGGAACCUGGUUUGAACAAUUUUAAUAGGAAACUAGCUAUGUUAUAUAUUAUGCUAGAUAAUAUUUUUUCUAAAUAUUUUUUAACAUAAAACAAAGGAUACAGUAUAGAUUGAUUGAUUCAAGUUCUAAAAAGGUAUACAGACUAAAUGCAAGUGUAUUACUGAAAUAAAUAGUGUAGAUUCAGAGUAUGGAUGUUAACUGAGCUCUACUACAAGUUACUGCAGGUAUAAUAUUCAGAGUCUCUCACAUUGUUAACUUGUGUAUGGAAUCAAAGGGAGGUAACCCAGAGUAAAUAUCCAAAGAGAGAUAACUCCUGAUUGCUUGCGUGAGUGUUGGUGUGAAGUGUAGAUGAGAUCCUAAUGUUUGCAGACUUCAUCAAAGAAAUUGUUUUUCCCCUCUAUCAUCAUAGUAAUCACCAUAGAAAAACUUCUUAUCUUACUGCACUCGCACAGUUCUGUCAUAUUUCAAAUUAAAUUGUUUGAAAGUAAUGUACAUCAGACGCUAGUGUAAAUGUGAUAAGUAUAGAACUGUACCAUACCAGUGUUUUGUCCCUUAGGACUUGUCAGUGGGGCUAGGCCAGAGGACAGACUUGUAGAAGGCCAGAAUGGAAAAUGAGACUGAGUAUAAACAUAUGUUCAACAUUGUAAGGUAGAGAGGUACAUAAACAUAUAAUCAAUUUGGUGAUUUUCACAAAAUUUCAAAAAAAAAAGAUUAUGAAAAAACGUACAGUAUUAUACUAUUAUAUAUCAUAUGAUGUAUGAUAAGAACCAAUGCCACCAGUAUUAAAAAAAUAUAGAAUAUUUUCUAUAGAUUAUCAAUUUGAAAUAACGGGCAUUUAACUGUAACUCCUGGCAUAUUGUUACAUCUCAGAUUCUGUAUACACAGGUCUUAGUCCACCUGAUGACACUGGAGGAUCUGUGCCAGUCAAAAUAUCUUGCCCUGUUUAGCCUCUAUCAGUUUUGGAGUAGAUCUAAGGGUCCUUAACAAGAUUUAAUUAAGUUUAAUUUGAAUCAAACUUUUGUCUAGUUUACAGCUUGUAAGAGAUAUUUAUCAAUAUUAAUGUUAUUCAUUAUUGUUGGCAUGGUUGAAAGUACAGUAUGAGAGGGAAUCACUUAUUGACCCAGAUGGAGUCACAUGGGGUGUUAAUGUUAGAGAGAAGUCCCAUGUGGUCAGGCAGGUGACAAUUCAAUUUGAAAUAUGACAGAAUCCUGUUGGCUAUCACAUAAUAUUUCAAAUUAUCAACAUUUUUUGUUUGUCUUUGUAGUUGAAAAUGUGAUUUGCGGAUCAUCAGUCAUUUAUCGUUGGUAACUUUUAAUUUUUCAUUUUGAAAAAGUGAAUUCUACGUAAAUAAAGGAUAUUGUGGGGGAUUUGAUCAAGGUUUGGGGUUUUGUGUGUGUAUAUACACACCCAGAAGUGAUUUUAAAGAAAAAAAUCUUGAAAUAAUUCAUGAAGUAAUUUAUGCUUGAAAACCUGAUGAUAGGUUUGAUUACCAGCAAAGUACACCAGUUAUAUAUAUUAUAUUUAUUUCAAAAAAGUGGUGAGAAAAUCUAUUUAAACAAUUUUUUGUUAAAAAUUACAUAGUUGAAUAUGUAAGUGUUCAUAAAGCAUUGUUUUAAAGGAUUUAACAUGUAAACAAAGCUGUAUGUGAGACACAGACCACGUGAUAUUGUCAGGUGUUUUCAUUUUGUGAAACUUUCAUUCUAGCUAAACUAUGUUGAAAUAAAUUGAUGUAACAAAUAAAAUAAUUAAGCUUGA
Molecule: messenger RNA, 7123 nt
Organism: Pecten maximus
Lineage: Eukaryota; Metazoa; Mollusca; Bivalvia; Pectinida; Pectinidae
Product: AN1-type zinc finger protein 6-like
Exons: 6
Coding region: 135-893 (252 amino acids)
Molecular function (GO): DNA binding; zinc ion binding
Source: RefSeq, a predicted model, not a curated record